GGGCGCAGGAGCCGGGCGUGGGGUGGAGGGGAGGUGGCUCUCCAGUUUCCCGGCAUACCCCAGGCUGUCUCCCCCGCCUCGUCAGCUGGGCCGGGCGAGCCGCAGUGGGCUGGGAUGGCGGAGCAGUGGAACCUGGACGAGGAGGUGCUCCGCCGCAUGGGGGCGCUGACCCACGAGGAGCCGGAAUUGGUGGAGUCUCUUUCAUUGCAGGGAUCUUAUGUAGGAAAAAUCCAUUCCAUUGGUGAGACCUUCAAAAAUUUUAAAAAUCUCCGAUCCUUAGAUCUAUCAAGAAAUUUAAUCUCUAGUCUACAGGGUAUCGAGUAUUUAUCUUCACUCCGAGAUCUGAAUUUAUAUUACAACAACAUUCCAUCAUUAGCAGAGGUGUCCCGCCUGCAGGCUUUACUCUGCCUAAAAGAGCUAGAUUUGAGACUCAAUCCUGUUGUAAGGAAAGAUACAGACUAUAGACUCUUUGCUGUACACAUGCUACAAAAUCUGGAGAAACUGGAUGACCGGGUAGUCCGGGAUAGUGAGCGGAAAGCUGCCAUGCUUCAUUUUAGUCAGCUGGGCAGCAAUGAAAAUUUCCUCUUUGAUGUGGAAAAUAAGAGGGAGAAGACUUUGAAAAACUGUGUGAUGGAUGAAAGGUCACCAUCAAAACUUGAAACAGAUGUCGAUAACAGGACUGAAACAGAAUUAAGCAAAGGAUUUUUCCUUCCCCUCCCCAGCCGGGAAUUAAAGGAUCCACUAACAAGUGCUUCUGUGGGCCAAGCCAGCAAUCCAGCUGAUCAGGAGCUAGACACUUUCCCCCUGGGGACCCAGCUACAGGAAGUGGCAAGAAGGGAGCUGCCAGGUGAUGGUCACCAGGAAGAUGAAUUCAGAUGCUACACAUCUCUUCAAUCUUCAGUCCGGUCUCCAGACAAGAUGGCUAAAGAAGGAUACCGACUAACCUUUUCAGAUGAUAAAUCUUUAGGUUCUUCUCCAGAGAAAGAGUUGAUACCAAAGACUGAUAUUUAUCAACUUAGCCAUGAAGCCUUGUCAAGUAAACGCUUAGAUGUGGGUGAUUCAAGCCAGAUUCAUCCCUACCAGUUACCUAAAGAUAUUAGUCUAGAUAAUUAUAACAGUCACUAUCCUCACUCCAUAACCUUACAUGGAAGUUUCAGCAAGAAAUCCCAUACUCAUCAUAGAAGUAAAAAUUACCAAGACUGUGGUACAAAAUCUUUGAAUGAUGCAAAGUCCACUUCAUCCCACUCCUGUGGAGACAUAAUGACUCCUUUGACUGACUCAGACUCCACCACUGGAAGACUGCUGAAGCUCAAUUCAGAUCUGUAUACCACAAGCCAUUUUAGCAGUGAUUCAACUCUGCUGGACAGCAUUGAACAGCAGUUAUCUGUGGGCCUUGCUGAUUUAACACAAGUACAUGGCUCUUUCACAAGUAGUACUACUGUGGGAAACUCUCCACGGACAUUCCUGUUACCUUCAGGGACUCAAGAAGACAGGGGACUUUUGGCAAAGAGGUCCAUAAGCCCAACUAGAAGGGGAUUUAAGAGGAAGGACAAUAUUCUUUCGAGCAUGGUGCCAAAUCAUGGGCUCAAAGAUGUUACCAACAAUGAGCCUCUCUCUAGUGACCUGGGCAGUUUGCGUGGUUUGCAAGGAAACCAUAGUCCCCCACCUGCUGCCAGGACUUCCCAUGUGGCCAGGGUGCUCCGACAGCUCUUGGACCUAGUAGACAAGCACUGGAACGGCUCGGGGUCCCUGCUUCUCAACAAGAAGUUCCUGGGUUCUGCCCGAGAUAUGCUUCUGAGUUUGGUGGUUCCCAACCUUGCUCCACAGUGAACCCGCUCACUGCCUGAAGAAAGCCUGAAAGCCUCACGGAGAAGAGACCUUGAAUUAAAGGAUACAGGACAGUUCCCUGGCAUCCCAAAUGAUUUGGAAGCAUUGAAGCAAAAGAUGGUCAGGGUACUGGAAGAAAAUCUCUUUUUGUCUGAAAAGGUACAACUGUUGGAGGAAAGUGCUUCCAACUCUGGUGUGGGUGGUCACCAGUCUCACAGUUAUGAUGAAUUGCUCCGUAAGAACCAACAGCUGAGUUUACAGGUGGCUUAUCUGAAUCAGGAACUUAAUCAGCUGAAGAAACUAGAGGAGACUGUGUGCCUUCUCCAGGAAAGUCAGAGGUCCCUUGUAACAACCAAUGAGUAUCUGCUACAGCAGUUGAAUAAAGAACAAAAAAAUUAUCCAGGAAAAGCAAUCCUGCCUCCUGAGAAGAGUCACCACAUAGGGAGAACAUCACCCUUUGGGAAAACCCUACAGCCUUCCUUAUCACAGACAGCUCACGAUGGCGUCCACACUAAACAGGGCUUCGCUGGCUGUGAGCCUGGGACUUCCCGCCUCCGCUAAGAAUCAGCCGUUUCUAGUUUUUGAGUAUUUCCAAGCAGAGGGACUCAUUGCUUCAGGAGGAGCUGUAAGAGCAACUCCAGACUUUCCUCAGAGAAGAGGUUUCUUUCCUUCCAGCAAUGCUCAGAGGAGACAGAUGAAUCAAUCCCACGAAGAUGUGUUCCUGUCCUAACUCUGCUACGUACUACCUGUGUGCCUAAUGCUCUCCCUCGCCGUGCUCCAGUGUCCUCUCAUCUAAACAUGAGGAAGAUUGAUUAUGGGAUGGUGAUCUCUGAGGCACCAUCCGCCUUUUAAAUCCUGUUAUCCUACUAAUCCUCUUUAUGUUAUGAAGAGCAGCCAUAUAAGCGGAGAUCAAACACUAAGUGGGAAAGGAUUCUAACCAUUUCCCAUUUGUCGGGGUUUGUAGCAGAGAAGGGGAAUACUUACCUGCCAGUGGGGAUGCUGGAGCCGGGUGAGAGAAGGCUCUGUGCUGCAGUGGAGACCUGCACUUAGACUCGCACUGCCUGCCCACCUUGGUUAAGGAAAGUGCUUUGGGGGCCUUAAAAUGCUAUGGAAAUGUGAAUAAUUCUGAGAUCUGAUUCUCUAGAGAAAUCCUGGAAUUAGAUGAAAUGAAGCCCAAGGGGAGAGACGCAUUGCAGCUGCCUAGGCUGAACUUUGUCUCCCUAGAGCUACAUUUACAAAGCUUGCAACAGCCUUGCCUUACAGACAUUCCCUGCCCUGUACUUGCCUGUUUCUGACACAAACCACCUCUCCUUCUACUGGCCUGGCUGAGGGGUGGGAUGAGGUAGAAACUGUCACCUCCGAGGGACCUCCCACCUUAACCUUUAUUCCAGGAAAGAGAUGGAAAGAGCAAGAAAGAACUAGGUUGGCCUCAAGUGACUAUGUAUCCAUCGAAGACUUCCACCCUAGCAUACCCAAACCAGCUUGUCUGUUUGGUUGCUGAUUUCUUUCCCGGGGACAUUGAGAAGCACGGUCCAGAACUGACCGGAGAAAGAUGCUGAGCGGAGUUGGGAGCCUUGUGCUAGGACUGAUCUUCCUUGGGGUUGGCCUUGCUGUUCACCUAAGGAGUCAGAAAGAUUUUGAAGCUAAGUGAAACCUUGGACACUGGGUGGGGAAGAAAUGCUGCUGCUUAUGGGCUCAGGGCCCUGCAAGUGAUUGACCACUGUCUUCUGAUAGUCUCCAUCUGAACCCUGAAGCUGUGUGUCCCCUGGAGCUGGUGCUUCUCCUCCCAGCGCCUGCCUGUACUAGGAGGUCAGCAGUGCUGACCCUUCCCUGUCUCUGUCUGGACUCUCCACGCAUUGCCUCUCACUGCACGCCUCCUGUUGGGUUUGACCAUCUGCCCACACUGUCUUGGCUGGUGAGGAGGAGGUCUGUGCUUCACCCUCGUAGCAUGUUGCUGAAUGCACAUUUUGGGCAUUUGUAAUCCCUUGAGUCAUUUCUCCAGUAAAUCAGAAGGGGGGAUUCCCCUGGUGUUGGGCAAUGAGGAAAUAGCAGAAGUGGGGAGAGGGAAGAAACUUCAAUAUUACCAUGCAUCUGUGGCGUCCGUGUGAUUAAUCCCUCCAAAGGUGCAGAUCACACGCAGCCCCUCUAAGCCUUGUCAUCCUAUGUGACUUGUGCUUGUCCUCCCAUAAAUCCUUCGUCGAGGUCUACCCAGUGUGCUAGUCGCCUUGCUAUAAAUGGCUUUCGUGUGGUGGCACUGGAUCACAGAAGUAUCCACUGAUCAUCCCUUACAGUCUUUGCAGGAUAGACUCACUUCCUUUUUUGGUCACACAUCUCUGAUGAUAUCCUUUAUGCUCAUUCUCCCCGAGUUCUUUAAAAUUGGCAAUAUGCUAGAACCUACACACACACACACACACACACACACACACACAGAAACACAUCCGUGGUGUGCCUCAGUAUCACCCUCUUUUCAAUUAAAGUUUUAUUGAUAUACAUUGCUUUCCCUUCCUUUUUAUUCACGAAUACACUCCCUCCCAACUACCUCUACACACUGAGGCUUCACAUGUAUCAAAGAUGAAAAAAACCCAAACAGUUGUAGAAAACCAACCCCGGUCUCAUGCAUUGUGUUUGACAACCUAUGCAGCAUUUCAGCCUCAUAGUCUCCCAUCUCUUGCAUAUUCUUCUCUAUGGCCCAACUUGGUCAUUGUGAUUACCCUGAGUCUAGUUCCAUUUUAGUACUCUUUGUUUUCAUUCCUAUAGUCCUCAUCUCUUUUGUUUUCCUAGUUCUGCAUCAAUUCAUAUAAAUGCUCCUAUUUUUCUCUAAAUUCCUCAUUUCUCUCAUUUUAUCAUAUUAAUAUUCCAGUACAUAUGUGGUCUUCAAUAUGUUUAGGUACUCCCAAACUGAUGAGUACCUAAUUUCUUUUUAGUUCUUUGCUACCACAAAAAAUUUACUAUAAAUAUUUGAUAUCUAAAAAAAAAAAAAGAACCAGGUUCAGAGGAUCCUUCCAACACCACUGUUGAGAGCUGCCCUGUGUGGCUAAGACAUUCCUUAUCUGGCCCUCCAGUCUCUUCUCCAUCUCCCUCAGCCUUGACAGGAGAGGCCAAUGUAGGAAGUGGUCCAAGAGGGUCCCUAGGCCACAUUUCUGUUUCUCUCUUCUCUGGCUCAGUGCCCCUUGUGGAAGGAAGAGGACAUGCUAGGUGACCCAUACACUUGACAAAGGCACAUCACCACCUCCCACCAUCUUCCACCUCACACUUUGGCCAAUACCUCUUCUUAAGUCUACCACAACCACCUCACUAAAGCAUUGAAGAAAGUAGCAGAACAUUCUGCCUUGCAUCUCAACUCCUCAUUGUCCUGUCUGCUUUGUUCUGAUGUCUUCUUGGGCCAGUCCUCCAGAUAGGUGAUCCCCAGGGGUCUUGGGUGCUGUUAAGUCAGGUCCCCAGGAUGUUCACAGCACACUUCUCUCAGCCUCCUCUUCAUCAUACCAAAAGCCCCCUGCUGACAUUUCAGUUCUACGAUUUGAUAGUCAAUUAAUUCAUAGUCACAGCUC
This is a messenger RNA of Phascolarctos cinereus (koala), 5375 nucleotides long. The record is from RefSeq and is a predicted model, not a curated record. NCBI's taxonomy places the organism in Eukaryota, Metazoa, Chordata, Mammalia, Diprotodontia, Phascolarctidae.